Molecule: messenger RNA, 738 nt
Organism: Macadamia integrifolia
Lineage: Eukaryota; Viridiplantae; Streptophyta; Magnoliopsida; Proteales; Proteaceae
Exons: 2
Coding region: 113-403 (96 amino acids)
Source: RefSeq, a predicted model, not a curated record
CUGGACGGCUCUCGCAUUUCCGUAGGACUAGGGCGAGAGAAGCCGGAGUUAGUAACAGAGAACAAUCAAAGCUUAGAUUUUCCUGUUUUUUUUCCCGUUCUUUUCUGAAUCCAUGGCUUUGAACAGUGGACUAAGGUCGGGGUUGAAGCUAUUGACCUCUUCUGAAUCUUCCCUCUCGAAAUCAGUCAGUCGAGGAUUCCACUCAACUGGAGUGAAAAGAAUGGGAGGAGGCCAUGGCCAUGAUGAACCAUACUACCUUCACGCAAAGCACAUGUACAACUUGGACAGAAUGAAGUAUCAAGGGUUGAAGAUGACUCUUGGUGUGUUUACUGCCUUCAGCAUUGGCGUUGGUGUCCCUAUCUGGGCUGUCAUCUUCCAACAAAAGAAGACUGCGUCUGGUUGAUUUGUCAUGUAUUGGUGGAAAUAAGAGAAAGUGAACUUAUUUUUCCUCCAGCAGAGGAAUGCAAAACUGUAUGUUGUUUCUUGCUUUUUCCAGAAACAGGAAUUUUAGCUCCAAGGGAAUUGCCGUAUCCGUGUGAGACCUAAAGGCAGGAAGUCUCUCAUACCCAGAUCUCAUGAUUUUUGCACAAGUUAUUGUUCUCUUUUGAUUGAUUAUGAAAUUUUGUGGGUGGGGUUUUUAGGUGAGUCCCUUCGACGUAAAAUGUUUUCAGAAUAAAUUAUAGCGACAGAGAAUAGCUAAAUUUUAGAUCUAUGUUGAGAAUUGCUAAAUUUUGUUGA